Molecule: messenger RNA, 2204 nt
Organism: Hibiscus syriacus
Lineage: Eukaryota; Viridiplantae; Streptophyta; Magnoliopsida; Malvales; Malvaceae
Product: DNA topoisomerase 3-alpha
Biological process (GO): DNA topological change
Cellular component (GO): nucleus; chromosome
Molecular function (GO): DNA binding; DNA topoisomerase type I (single strand cut, ATP-independent) activity
Source: RefSeq, a predicted model, not a curated record
ACCCUCAGUUCUCAAUGUCGGCCACGAUCAAGGUUCUGAACGUGGCGGAGAAGCCGUCGGUGGCGAAGUCAGUGUCGGGCAUCCUCUCAAGGAACCAAGGCCUGCGUGCGCGAUGGCGCGAUGGCCGUUCCCGGUAUAACAAGAUAUUCGAGUUUAAUUACUCGAUUCGUGGCCAACCCUGCCACAUGCUCUUCACCUCUGACUGGCACUCUUGUGAUCCGGUGGACCUCUACCAUGCCCCCGUUCGCAAAAUCGUUCCUGAGGAUAAAUUGGAUAUUAAAAGGACGUUAGAGGAAGAAGCUAGGAGGUGCCAAUGGUUGGUUCUCUGGCUUGAUUGUGACAGAGAAGGUGAAAACAUUGCAUUUGAGGUUAUCGAAGUCUGCAGAGCAGUGAACCGUCAUCUUACAAUACGAAGGGCUCGAUUCUCUGCAUUGAUUGAGAGGGAAAUCCAUCACGCUACACAGAAUCUUAUUGAUCCAAACCAAUGGUUUUCUGAUGUUGUAGAUACUAGACAGGAAAUAGAUCUUCGAAUUGGAGCUUCCUUCACCAGAUUUCAGACUAUGCUGUUGAGAGAUAAAUUCGUUAUUGCUUCUGCUACAAAUGACAGAAAUCUUGUUCUAAGUUAUGGUCCUUGUCAGUUCCCUACACUUGGCUUUGUUGUGGAAAGUUAUUGGGAAGUACAGUCACAUGAGCCCGAAGAAUUUUGGACAAUCAACUGUUCUCACAAAUCGGAUGAAGGUGUUGCUACCUUCAAUUGGAUGCAUGGUCAUCUCUUUGAUUACUCUUGUGCAGUUAUAGUUUAUGAAAUGUGUGUUCAAGAUCCAAAUGCUACUGUCACAAAAGUUCAACACCAAGAAAAGCUUAAGCAUCCUCCAUAUCCUUUGAGUACCAUUGAGCUUGAAAAGCGUGCUUCACGAUGUAUGAGUUCUGAACACACUAUGAAGGUGGCAGAAGAGCUAUACCAAGCUGGUUUUAUCGGUUAUCCUCGUACAGAGACUGAUUGCUUUUCAAGGAGGACUGAUUUGCAUGCAAUUGUGCAAGAGCAGCAGGAGCAUCCUGAAUGGGGUUCUUAUGCACAGAGAUUAUUAGACCCGGAGACAGGACUUUGGAGAAACCCUGGCAGUGGUGGACAUGACGACAAGGCUCAUCCACCCAUUCACCCUACAAAAUUUUCUGCUGGGGAACAUGGUUGGAGUCAAGACCAUCGUAAAUUAUAUGAACUGGUUGUUCGCCAUUUCUUAGCUUGUGUUUCUCAACCAGCUGUUGGGGCUGAAACCAUAGUUGAAAUUGAUAUUGCUGGUGAAUUAUUUUCUGCAUCAGGAAGAAUGAUAUUAGAGGGGAAUUACUUAGAUGUUUACCAAUAUGAAUCAUGGGGAGCUUCAAUGAUUCCAACCUACACUGUUGGACAGCAGUUCACCCCAACAUCACUGACUCUAGACACAGGAAUUACUAGACCACCACCCCUUCUGAGUGAAGCUGAUUUACUAAGUUGUAUGGACAAGGCGGGAAUUGGUACAGAUGCAACAAUGCAUGAUCACAUUAAAAAGCUUCUAGAUCGAUUUUAUGCAACAAAGGACUCAAAUACUCGUUUCUCGCCCACCAAUCUUGGCGAAGCACUAGUGAUGGGAUAUGAUGAAAUGGGGUAUGAACUUUGGAUACCAAAUCUCAGAUCAAUGAUGGAGUUUGACAUGAAAGAAGUUGGUGUAGGCAAUAAGAGUAAAGAUGAAGUUUUAGCAAUUUGCUUGCAGCAGAUGAAAGCUUGUUUCUUAGAUGCUAGGUUGAACAAAGUGAAACUAUUAGAAGCUAUGGCUGUUUUGAGCGCUGGAGAGGUGGCUAGGCAGUGUAAUCUUUGCCAAGAAUCUUCUAUGGUGCUGAAGAAAAACCGUGAGGGCAAUUUCAUGGUUGGAUGCUCGGGUUUUCCACAGUGUAGGAAUGCUAUUUGGCUCCCUGGAUCUAUACUAGAAGCUGCAGUAACCAGUAAUAUUUGCAGCUCCUGCAAUCCUGGUCCUGUUUAUUUGAUUCAGUUUAAGUUUCGUCAGAUUGAAAUACCACCUGGCUUCAAUGCGAAUCAUCUUGGUUGCAUUGGUGGCUGUGAUGAUACUCUUAGACAACUGAUUGAGAUAUGUGGAACUGGUUCUCGCAUGUCAGGUUUGUAUAGUUGUUUAUCUGUAGUAGUUGUGAAGUUGAUCAAAACGGAAGAGUAA